Molecule: messenger RNA, 911 nt
Organism: Lolium rigidum
Lineage: Eukaryota; Viridiplantae; Streptophyta; Magnoliopsida; Poales; Poaceae
Product: accelerated cell death 11-like
Exons: 4
Coding region: 1-618 (205 amino acids)
Biological process (GO): ceramide transport; intermembrane lipid transfer
Cellular component (GO): membrane; cytosol; cytoplasm
Molecular function (GO): ceramide 1-phosphate transfer activity; ceramide 1-phosphate binding
Source: RefSeq, a predicted model, not a curated record
AUGGGGUCCAACGAGGCGGACAAGCCGCUGCGGCGGAUCGGCGCGUCGUUCGAGGACCUGGCGGCCGUCGCGAAGCAGCAGCCCGCGGCGAUGGCGGCGGGGGACUUCUCCCGCGCCUGCUCCCACGUCUCCGUCCUCUUCGGCUGCCUCGGCAUCGCCUUCAAGUUCGCCGAGAUGGACUACGUCGCCAAGGUCAAUGAUUUACUGGAGGCAUCCAAGUCGGUCUCAACAUUGCCGUCCAUGGUUGAACUGGACAUUCAGAAGGGAACUGUCAGAGUGGCGGGCAGCCACACGAGGAAUCUGCUCAGGGUUAAGCGUGGGAUUGAUAUGGUGAAAGUUCUGUUUGAGCAGAUAUUGGUUACAGAGGGCAACUCCCUGAAGGACGCAGCAUCAAAGGCUUAUGCUCAGGUGUUUGCUCCUCACCAUGGCUGGGCCAUAAGGAAAGCAGUUGGCGCUGGAAUGUAUGCCCUUCCUUCCAAGUCGCAGCUCUUGAAGAAACUGAAUGAAGAUGAGACUUCAGCAAAGGCUCAAAUGCAGAGUUUCGUGAGGUCAUCUGGACCAGUAAUUCUCUACAUCGAAGACCUCUUCACCUCAAGGAAUUUAGGAUUAGACUGGUGAGCGAAAAGCCUAUACCCGCAGUCCCAAUGUACUAAUGUGAUCCGAUGGUGCGCUGCUGUGGCUCCGAAAUAACUGUAGCUGGUUUCGGUGUUUGAGGUCUGAGAGUGCAGGGUUGUUGUAACCUAAAUUCAAUAAGCUGUGUUGUAUGGAGGUUCCUGACGGGUGGACACGGAACCUUUUGUAACGAAAUGCUCGCUUUACAAACCUGAAAUUCUAGCUUAUCUCUAGAGCUACUAAACUGGAAUGCUACUUGCAUAUAUGGGCUAUAAUGGGAACUAGUGUCUAAUUCAAAA